Messenger RNA from Acanthocheilonema viteae, 876 nucleotides. The record is from the annotation of a GenBank genome assembly. NCBI's taxonomy places the organism in Eukaryota, Metazoa, Nematoda, Chromadorea, Rhabditida, Onchocercidae.
AUGAGCGAUAGGAUGGUCAAAAUUAAUAAUCCAUCAUUGGAAAAGCAAUCAAAUGAUCAUUUUCAUCAUCUUGGUAUUACGAAAAGUGCGAUCGAUAUUCCGAAGACGUAUGGCGAUGUUAAGUUUAUAUGUAUGGGUGGAAGUAUGACACGAAUGAAGAAUUAUGCGGAAAUAUUUGCCAGAGAAACGGGCAUAAGUAUAUCCAAUAAUGUAAGCACAACUGACCGUUAUGUAAUGUAUAAAACAGGUCCAGUACUUUGGGUUAAUCAUGGAAUAGGUGUUCCAUCAAUAAGUAUUAUCAUCGUGGAAUUGAUUAAAUUGUUGUAUUAUGCGAAGGCAAAAGAUGUGAUAGCAAUACGAAUGGGUACGUCAGGUGGUGUUGGUGCGGCAGCGGGUGUUGUGGUGAUUUCUAAUGGAGGAAUGAAUGGUGAAUUGCUUGACAAACAUGUGCAGUAUAUCGUGGGUCAAAAGAUUUUGAGACCAGCUAUCUUUGAUGCGGAAGUAUAUCAACAGUUGUACAAAGUAGCACUUGAAUUAAAAAUACCCGCUCAAAUCGGCAAAACAUUAUGUACCGAUGAUUUUUAUGAAGGACAAGCAAGAUUGGACGGUGCAUUUUGUGAGUACACGGAGCAGCAAAAGUUUUCGUUUCUCAACCGUUUACAUGAAUUGGGAGUACGAAAUAUCGAAAUGGAAGCAUUAUGCUUUGCAUCAAUGUUCAAUCGAGGCAAUAUAAAAGCAGCGAUAGUUUGUGUGACAUUGUUGGAUCGAUUAAAGAGUGAUCAGAUUUUACUGGAACAUGGCGAUUUAGACAAAUUCGAAAUGCGUGUUUUCAAAGUAGUCAGCACGUACAUCAAACAGCAGUUGAAAUUAUGCUAA